This is a messenger RNA of Prunus armeniaca (apricot), 351 nucleotides long. NCBI's taxonomy places the organism in Eukaryota, Viridiplantae, Streptophyta, Magnoliopsida, Rosales, Rosaceae. The record is from the annotation of a GenBank genome assembly.
AUGGCUCUUCCCUUGAUGUCAAUAGAAGUGCCCAAGUGCUCCGUUGAAGAAUAUUUGAUGUUCUUUAGGCACUGCAUCAAGAGAUCUGUUGCCCAGUGGCAAGUGGUGCUAAGAAGAAGCUAUCCUUGGUUCCAGCCUACAUACAGGCUUUUUGAGAAGGAGCCUAAGGAUGAAGAGGCCAAAACUGACUUCAAGAAGAAGUUCCUGAGCGUGAUGUUGAUUCGGGACUUGCCUUUUGGUGGUGGCAAGCCUCCUAAUUAUCAUUUGGGUGGAGAUGUUUAUCAUCCCAACUUCUGUGCUAGGCGGUUUGGUUGUCCCCAGCUUAUUGCACUGAAGUCUUACAUAAGUUGA